AUGAAUUCGUAUCAGAAAGCUGUAAAAUCGUUGAAUGAACUGGGAAAAUUAUUACACGAUGAACAUAGUUGUAUUAGCAAACCAUCAACUUCAUCCACAUCUGCUCGUGAUACACAAUCAAUCAUAAAUGAUUCCGCAUUAUCAAUCAAUCAAAUAUUUGAUGAUAUACUGAUGGAAGAUGAAAAAAAAUCACGAAUUAAAUUAUGCCAAAAAGAAUCAAUAGAUAUUUUAUCAAAUGUUAAUCAUAAUUUAUCAAAUGUUAAACAAACAACUAGCAAUUUAUUAUCAAAUGAUACAAAUCGAAUCAAUCAAUAUGAUAAGAGAUCAAUGCGUAUGACGCAAUCAGCAGUUGGAACUGAUACAACAUCAAAUUUUCGUAAUAAAUUUUCAAAAUUACAACUUAAAACAAAUUUUGAAUGUCAUGAUUAUGAUGAGAAAACUUCAUGUAAAAAAAUUGAAUUGAAAAAAUAUAUCGAAUUUGAUACUUCAUCAUUUUGGAAUAAAAAAUGA
Messenger RNA from Loa loa (African eye worm), 510 nucleotides. RefSeq lists its product as hypothetical. The transcript has a single exon. The record is from RefSeq and is a predicted model, not a curated record. The coding region runs from base 1 to 510 and encodes 169 amino acids. NCBI's taxonomy places the organism in Eukaryota, Metazoa, Nematoda, Chromadorea, Rhabditida, Onchocercidae.